Messenger RNA from Scatophagus argus, 2377 nucleotides. Its product is annotated as tyrosinase-like. The record is from RefSeq and is a predicted model, not a curated record. The transcript has 7 exons. Gene Ontology annotation, molecular function: oxidoreductase activity. Lineage: Eukaryota; Metazoa; Chordata; Actinopteri; Scatophagidae. The coding region runs from base 704 to 2347 and encodes 547 amino acids.
UCAUUUGAGUGACAUGGUGAAAACAAAAAUACAGGAAGCUGUUCAUGAAAAGGACUGCUGUAGAGUACACCAAGUAAUCAAUAACUGAAAGUUAUGUUUUUCCUCUCACACACAGGACAAUGACCAAACCAGAUAAACAUUUGAGCCUUAAGUUGACACAGCUGAUAAAACAGAAGCAGCUCAUUGGUCUCUAAUCCUAUUUAAAAAUUAACCAUAAAUACUGGACGUAAUAGGACAGAAAGAGUGCAAUGAACUUAUUUCUCACCUUUAGGUUUCUCUUUUUGAGAAAUUCUCUGGAAGGCAUUCAUUACAACACAGCCUCUGAAGGCCUCCCCAGCCACUGAGCAGCUUCUCUGAGGUGGCUGGGGUUAAGAACCUUGCUGAAGGGCACCUCGUGCUGAUGGUGAGGGAGAUUUAACCAGCCGGUUUGGAGGUUGAACCAGCGACCUUUCAGUCACAACCUUUUUUUCUCUAACCUGGAAGCCCCCAAAGGCCUCUUUAACUGGCCCAAUGAUGUAACAGUCUUGUGUAAGAGACAGGGCAGGUUGAUUGUACAGCUAUCUGAAGAACUCACAGAACUACCUGUGCAUCACUUGUUCAAACAUUGCAGCAUGAAUGUCAAAGGAUAAGAGUCUUACAACAUUUACCCUUUAAAAUAACAUUGGCAAUGAUCACAGAGUGAUCUGUUUCCAUCUCCUACACCAUGCUACUGUCACUCCAGUGGUUUUGGCUAGUCCUUCUGCUGCAUAUGAUUGGAGGGUUGGAGGCUCAGUUUCCACGUCCCUGUACAACACCAGAGGCUCUGCAGACCAGGAUGUGUUGUCCCCUCUGGAACGGUUCUCCUUGUGGGUUUAGUUUGGGGAGAGGAGUCUGUGCGCCACAUGCUGCAAGAGACCUCCCGGAACCAGUGGACUACAGGAUAAACUGGCCUCGUGCUUUCUACAAUUCAGUGUGUUCAUGCUGGGGAAACUAUGAUGGAUUUGACUGUGGCCAGUGCCUCCCAGGUUGGAGAGGACCCCAUUGUCUACAAAGGCACCAUGUGGAGAGGAAGGAGAUAACAGAUCUGACAGAUUCUGAGAGGGAAACCUUCCUGUCAAGUCUGCACCAAGCAAAACAGAGCACCAGCAGCCGGUAUAUGAUCCUUACAAGCAAUGACACAACAGUGAAUGGGAAUUAUGCAUUUCACAGCGCAAGUGUUUAUGAUCUGUAUGUAUGGAUGCACUACUACUCAGCUAAGAGGUACGCUGGUUCUGAAAAUAAUGCUGCACACCGGGGCCCUGCUUUUCUCUUCUGGCACCGAGUGUUCCUACUCUUUAUUGAGAGAGAGAUCAGGGAGCUCACUGGUAAUCAAGAUUUCUACAUCCCAUACUGGGACUGGACCAGAACCAACCAUUGCAACAUCUGCACCAACCAGUACUUUGGGGGAGUUGGUCAAGAUGGUCGUAUAGAUGGCGCUUCCCUUUUCUCAAAGUGGAAGACCAUAUGUCCAUUUCAGGAAAGUCUUGGUAUAAUCUGCAUUCACUCUGGUGACUCUGAUCCUGCACAUCUGACCCGCAACCCUGGAAAGGAUCCGAUAUACAAAACACUGCCAACUUCUGAGGAUGUUGAAGAAACAAUGGCAAGAUCACUUUUUGACACCUCGCCAUUUGACAUAACAUCUAGGAACAGCUUCAGGAACACACUAGAAGGUUUUGAGAUUCCAGACGAUUCCCGACACCUGAAUGCUUCAAUGCACAACCUGGUCCACAGAUACUUCAAUGGCACCAUGUCUCUGGUACCCACUGCAGCCAAUGACCCCAUAUUCAUGCUGCAUCACAGCUUUGUUGAUAAGCUUCUUGACAGGUGGCUGCAGGACCACAGUGAAGCAACCUACCCUGACAGUGACCAGGUCCAUCCUGCCCAAAGAGCGCAGGCCUACAUGGCCCCCUUCUUCCCCCUACGCCCCAACAACUACUACCGGGGCAGGAGCACCCAGAGCCUGGGUUAUAGCUACAAGGAUCACAGUCUCCAUUGCUCUGAAGCUGGGAACAAUGCAUCAAGACACAUUGAAGAGAUAUCUACAGCCAGUGGGGUCCAGUGGCAGUGGCCUGUUCUGGGCAUAUUCAUUGUUGCUUUGCUCUGUGUGAGUGUUGGAGCUGCUGUUAAAUGCAAAGACAAAAUACAGCAAAGACAAGAUACUGAGACAGAGAAACAGACAGAGUCUGAUUACAGGUCCAACUCUCUGUAUGCAGUCUGGAUGAAAGAGAGGAGUGGAAACACUGACAACUCAUCGGCAGUACAUGUUGCCUCAUGUGGGGCCCAUUCCCAAGACGCAGCAUGUAGAGACGCAGUGUGGAGUCAACUGUAAAUGUGGAAAUACACCUUUAGAUUCAAGGGA